Molecule: messenger RNA, 882 nt
Organism: Babesia bigemina
Lineage: Eukaryota; Apicomplexa; Aconoidasida; Piroplasmida; Babesiidae
Product: tetratricopeptide repeat (TPR)-/ U-box domain-containing protein, putative
Exons: 6
Coding region: 1-882 (293 amino acids)
Biological process (GO): protein quality control for misfolded or incompletely synthesized proteins; proteasome-mediated ubiquitin-dependent protein catabolic process; cellular response to misfolded protein
Cellular component (GO): cytoplasm
Molecular function (GO): ubiquitin protein ligase activity; protein-folding chaperone binding
Source: RefSeq, a predicted model, not a curated record
AUGGGCGACGUUAGCCAGUUCAACGCGAUCAGCGCCAACGACGAGUGGGAGGUCCGCCAGCGGAGGAUACAAGAUGCUGAGCGGUUCCGGAAUCUUGGCAACGAGAGCUUCAAGCGGGGGUUUCUCGAGUCGGCGAUAGACUACUACUCCAAAGCCAUCGAAUGCUACCCCGAUAACUUCGAGUACUACACCAACCGCGCUCUCUGCUACAAAAAGCAGGGAAAGUGGCAGAACGUUGCGAAUGACGUGCGGAAGGCGCUUAACAUCGAUGCGGACUCCGUAAAGGCCCACUACUACCUCGGCCAGGCUCUGCUACACUUAGGCGAGCCUGAGGAAGGCCUCAAGAAGCUUGUCAAGGCAAAAACGCUCUCCGAGCACUACAAAGUGCCCUUCAUCAACGAAAUCGAGGAUGAAAUACUACGGGCAAAGAAGUUUGUCUGGAUGAACGAGGACGCCUCCUUCGUCCAGGACCUCUGCAGCUUGAAGAAUUACGUCGAGGGUGCCAUCGCCCGUGACGCUCAAGGUGGCACCGUCACCGAAGAAGAAAGCGCAGAGCGAUUAUCGCAGUAUCGUAAAGUGUUCAACGCGCUCGACAAGGCGCGGGAACGCAACAUACCAAGCUAUCUGUGCUGCAAGAUCUCCAUGGUAGGCAGGACACGGCACGCUGACAUCGCAUUGCAGUGCAUCAUGAAGGACCCAGUAGUCACGUCGAGCGGAAUCACGUACGAACGUGAACUGCUGGAGCAACACUUUAAAUGCAACGGAGAAUUUGAUCCCGUAACGAGGGAACCUUGUUCUGUCAGAAACGUGUACCCCAACUACUCCAUCAAAGAAGCAAUUGAUCUGUUCUUGAAGGAGAAUCCAUGGGCGUUCGACGAGUGA